AUGGCUCAUUUGGUUUUCUUUGUUUUGAUCUUUGCUGGGCAACUGAUUGGUGGAUUCAGUGCCCAAAGGCAGCAUCCGUCCAACAAUGGAAAACUGAUAACUAUUCUGACCAUUGAUGGUGGUGGCAUCAAGGCCAUUAUUCCAGCAACAAUUCUUGAUUACUUAGACAAGGCUCUUAAGGCUAAGGAUCCAAAAGCUGAUUUAGCAGAUUACUUUGAUGUGAUGGGAGGAACCAGCACUGGUUCAAUCACAGCAGCCAUGUUAGCCACCCCAAGCUUUGAUCGUCCUACUCGUCCUGCUUAUACUCCUGCACAGAUACUAGACUUCUACAAACUAAAUGGCCCUCGUAUAUUCGACGAAUCUAGACCAGGAAACGGUCCCCUGUUCGAUGGAGAGGGUUUACAUGACGCAGUCAGUGAUGCUUUGAAGGAAACACGAAUUGGUGAAGCAUUGACCAAUCUCGUAAUCCCAGCUUUCGAUAUAAAGAAACAAAAACCAUAUGUAUUCUCAAGCUACAAGGUUGAGAAGGUUCCCUACUUAAAUGCCUUUCUGUCGGAUAUAUGCGUAUCCACUUCAGCUGCACCAACUCAGUUCCCACCUUACUUAUUUGAGAAUAAUGGUGUUGAGUUCAAUUUGGUUGAUGGUGGUGAAGCGGCUUUGAAUCCGUCUCAAAUAGCAGUGAGUGAAGUGCUACAGCAGAAUGAGGAUCCUGAAAUUCUAGUGUUGUCUUUGGGGACUGGAGCAACCAAAAUUCAGGAGAGUUUUGAUGCUCGUCGUAGCUGGGACAUGGGCUGUUAUUGA
This is a messenger RNA of Vigna radiata var. radiata (mung bean), 801 nucleotides long. RefSeq names its product patatin-like protein 3. The record is from RefSeq and is a predicted model, not a curated record. The transcript has 5 exons. NCBI's taxonomy places the organism in Eukaryota, Viridiplantae, Streptophyta, Magnoliopsida, Fabales, Fabaceae. Gene Ontology annotation, molecular function: glycerophospholipase activity; monoacylglycerol lipase activity. Bases 1 to 801 code for a protein of 266 amino acids. Gene Ontology annotation, biological process: lipid metabolic process.